This is a messenger RNA of Equus caballus (horse), 1456 nucleotides long. The record is from RefSeq and is a predicted model, not a curated record. NCBI's taxonomy places the organism in Eukaryota, Metazoa, Chordata, Mammalia, Perissodactyla, Equidae.
GCGGCGCAGAGCGACUCAGCGCGGCGCGGCGCGGCGAGCUCGACAUUCCACGGGACCCGCGGAACCGCGUCGGGAUCGCCGCUGGUCUCCCGCACCCGAGCCUUCCUCGGUCGCCGCUGCCCUCGGCUCGUCCGUCCGCGGCCGCCCGCGGGCCGGCGUGAUCCCGCCGGGGCUCUCCGUGCUCCCCGGGCCGCGCGCCAUGGGCAGCCCCCGCUCCGCGCUGAGCUGCCUGCUAUUGCACUUGCUGGUUCUCUGCCUUCAAGCCCAGGUAAGGCGCACUGCGCGGAGGCGGGGGCCGGGGGGCCGGCGGGGGACGCCAGUUGACAAUGUCGGGCAGGGGCACGAGGACGGACCCUGCGGCCGGCGCGGCAGGGCUGGAAGGAACCUUAGCAGUCCAGCCCCGAACUACCCCGAGGAGGGAGCUAAGGAACAGAGAGGUAGCGCCCUGCCUAAGGUCACACAACAGCAUGUGAGGGAGCAGAGCCUGGUGACGGAUCAGCUCAGCCGCCGCCUCAUCCGGACCUACCAGCUCUACAGCCGCACCAGCGGGAAGCACGUGCAGGUCCUGGCCAACAAGCGCAUCAACGCCAUGGCGGAAGACGGGGACCCCUUCGCAAAGCUCAUUGUGGAGACAGAUACCUUUGGGAGCAGGGUUCGAGUCCGAGGAGCUGAGACGGGCCUCUACAUCUGCAUGAACAAGAAGGGGAAGCUGAUUGCCAAGAGCAACGGCAAGGGCAAGGAUUGUGUCUUCACGGAGAUCGUGCUGGAGAACAACUACACGGCCCUGCAGAACGCCAAGUACGAGGGCUGGUACAUGGCCUUCACCCGCAAGGGCCGGCCCCGCAAGGGCUCCAAGACGCGGCAGCACCAGCGCGAGGUCCACUUCAUGAAGCGGCUGCCGCGCGGCCACCACACCACCGAGCAGAGCCUGCGCUUCGAGUUCCUCAACUACCCGCCCUUCACGCGCAGCCUGCGCGGCAGCCAGAGGACUUGGGCCCCCGAGCCCCGAUAGGGCCUGCCCGGCCCCUCCCCGCGGCCCCAGCGCAGAGAUUUUCGUCUGAUGGGAGCACAGACAGAGAAACUCGAGCAAGAUGAGGUCUGCGCUACUGAAGGCUGGGGAGGAGCUGGGGGAGCCCCGGGUUCUCGUUGUUGAUAAUUGUUUGCUGUUGGGUUUUUUUGUUUUUCUUGUUUUGUUUUUGUUUGUUUUUUUAAAAAACAAAAGAGAGGCUCUAUUUUUGUAUUCCACUUGGCUGUGGUGUCUGUCUUCUUAACUCUCAGGAAGGUCUGUUAGUGGCCCGGACUGGGGUUCCAGAGGGGGUUCCCUGGCCGUGGGGGGCUUUUUCUAGUCCAGCAGAGGUGCUCCUGAGACCCCAGCACCUGCGGGGCAAGCUGGCCAGGCAGCCAGGGACUCCACUGCACCCCAGGUGGGGGCGGGGAGGAAAGGGUUGCGGCUGAG